Penicillium concentricum is the source of this 1356-nucleotide messenger RNA. RefSeq names its product ABC transporter transmembrane domain type 1. The coding region runs from base 1 to 1356 and encodes 451 amino acids. Gene Ontology annotation, biological process: transmembrane transport. Gene Ontology annotation, cellular component: membrane. The record is from RefSeq and is a predicted model, not a curated record. Gene Ontology annotation, molecular function: ABC-type transporter activity; ATP hydrolysis activity; ATP binding. The transcript is spliced from 4 exons. Lineage: Eukaryota; Fungi; Ascomycota; Eurotiomycetes; Eurotiales; Aspergillaceae.
AUGUCUCUUCUCGACAUGCAGCUUCCAGUUGCCUUCGCCAUAACAAUUCAGGCCUUCUUGACUUGUAUUGCACAAGGGGCCUUAAUCGCCACUGGAUCAGGCUACAUGGCUGUCGCAAUUCCCUUCUGCAUCCUUGCAGUAUGGAUAAUCCAGGCUUUCUACUUGCGUACCUCGCGACAGAUCCGACUCCUCGAUCUGGAAGCAAAGGCUCCUCUUUACGCCCAUUUUCUAGAGACAACAGAGGGACUCACUACUGUGCGUGCAUUUCAUUGGCAACGUCAAUUUGCAGAUCGAAAUAUAGACCUUCUCGACACGUCUCAGAAACCAUUUUACACCAUGUAUUCCAUUCAGCAGUGGUUGCAUGUUGUUUUGGAUCUACUUGUUGCGGGCCUUGCCACCUUUCUGGUUACAUUAGCUGUUUUUGUGACAAAGCAAAGUACUUCUGGGGCCGUCGGCGUUGCUCUUGUGAACUUGCUUACAUUCAACUCAACGUUGACAUUCUUGAUCAUCAACUGGACACAGCUUGAGACUUCUCUGGGCGCAAUUGCAAGAGUCAAACAAUUUGUGAACGACCCACAGCUACAGCCUAUCCCUAGAAGAGAGGUAGCUUGUCCGGAGGGUUGGCCUUCGGAAGGUCGAAUGGAAUUUCGAAGUGUUUCUGCAUCAUAUGGGAAGCAUGGUUCCGCUCUGGUUGUGCGGGACAUCUCAUUUACACUGCAGGGCGGGCAGAAACUCGGUAUUUGUGGGCGAACCGGAAGUGGGAAGAGUUCUUUACUUGCUUGCAUUCUCUCUUUGGUGACAAUCACAUCUGGUCAAAUAUACAUCGAUGACAUUGACAUCUCAACCAUUCCCAAAGAAAAGCUCCAUUCUGCAUUGGUCCCAAUCUCCCAAAGCCCCCUACUUCUUCCCGGUUCUGUCCGCGAAAAUAUUUCCCUAGGGAUAUCAUCCGCGCUCGAUGAUUCAGAGAUGAUCUCUGCCCUGGAGGGAGUCGGGCUUUGGAAUCAGAUUUACGAACAUGGUGGCCUAAGCGCGGACAUCAAUUCAAUUCAUCUGUCCGAUGGCCAAAAGCAGAUCUUCUGCAUUGCCCGUGCUAUCUUAUCACCGGGUAAAAUUAUCAUGAUGGAUGAGCCUACUGGCGGGUUUGAUGAACACACCGAGAAAUUGGCCACGGAACUUCUUCGUGAGCGGCUGAAAGGACGGACUAUCAUCUCAAUUGCCCAUCAAAUCAAUACUUUGAUGGACUCGAAUUUGGUCAUGGUCAUGAGCGAUGGCAUAAUUUCUGAGAUGGGAGCGCCGCAAAAACUCCUGGAUGAGAGGGGUAUGUUCUGGGAGCUGUUCCGGCCAAAGACAAGUUGA